AUGGCAGAAUAUUCCAGUGUUCAGGGUAAGCCGAGUGCAGCGUUGUGGUAUUGGGCUGAAGUCAUCAUGGUUGCAAACCUGAAUCUUGCCUAUGCCACUGUUCACGAGGCUUCCGUGGUGGAGGCGCUGUUGAAAGCUCGUGCAAAUGUGGAAGCCAGAAACCAUGAAGGCCUUCGGGCUGCGGAUAUUGCUUUGCAGGCUUCGCAGGGUGAAAGUUCACAGGGAUUGUGCACGAAUCCAGACAGCAAGCUUCAAGACUGGGACGCCACAGCAGGCACCUUCUUAGGGUUCAUACAGAAGAUCCCACACCUGCUGCACAUGGGCAUCAACGCAGUUGAAUUGCUUCCUGUCUUCGAGUUCGAUGAGACCGCGUGUCCAAGGAAGAACCCCAAAAAUGGUGAGCAGCUUUGCCAUUUCUGGGGAUAUUCCACAGUUAAUUUUUGUGUUCCGAUGCAGCGCUUUUCUUCCCGAGACCGCAUUGGUGCUGCUAUCGUUGGUUUUAAGACUAUGGUUAGAGAACUCCACCGUCAAGGCAUUGAAGUUAUCCUGGAUGUUGUCUUCAACCAUACCGCAGAGGGUGCUUGGGGCGAGCACUAUUGGCACAGCUGGGCGGCUAUUGCAAAGCAUCGCUACUACAUCCUGAGCCAUGGUCAGGACACAAACUACACAGGUUGUGGAAACACUGUCAAUGCCAAUGACCCGAUGUGUUCAGACUGGAUCGUCGAAUGUUUGAGUUACUGGGUAGAUGAGAUGCACGUUGAUGGAUUCCGCUUUGAUUUGGCGUCUGCCCUCACAAGGGGCAAUGAUGGCAAGGUAUCAAUGGAUCCGCUGCUGAUGAGGAAGAUGGCCAAUGAGCCAAAGUUGAAGAGAGCAAAAUUCAUUGCAGAAGCUUGGGACUGCUCUUGGCCUGACGGCUACUUGGUUGGAAAGUUCCCAUCUGGUGGACCUCCCAGAUGGGCCGAGUGGAAUGGCAUUUUCCGAGAUACUGUCCGUUGUUUUAUCAAAGGAGAUGAGGGUAAGAAGGGCGACUUUGCCACCAGGAUUUGCGGGAGCUCAGACCUCUUCAAGCACAAUGGGAGGAAGCCUUACCACUCCAUAAACUUCAUCACUGCACAUGAUGGAUUUACCCUCAAGGAUUUGGUAUCUUACAACGGCAAGCACAACACCUGCAAUGGCGAGAAUAGCGGAGAUGAUCACAACAACUCCUGGAACUGUGGCUACGAAGGUGAAACAGGGGAUGGCGGUGUCAAGCACCUUCGCAACAAGCAGAUGAGAAACUUCUUAGUCGCGCUGUUCAUGAGCGCUGGGACACCAAUGAUCCUCUAUGGCGAUGAGUAUGGCCGAUCUCAGUGGGGCUGCAACAACGGCUGGUGUCAAGAUACAAGAUGCUGGUUUUCCUGGAGUGAUUGUGAGAAAGAACAAGACAGACUGAUCAGAUUUACAAGGCUUUUGAUAUCCUUGAGGAAGAAUUACUCGGGCAUUUUCAAUCGAGAGGAAUUCGUCAGCAACAAGGACAUUUGGUGGCGAGUGCAUUGGGAUGAUCCAUACAACUACAUUUGCUACGUGCUCCAUGAUCACCAUGCCACUGGGCAAGGUUACGCUGGCCUGCUGGUGGCGUUCAAUGCUGGUCAUGAGGUGCGGAGUUGCAACCUUCCGGAAGGAAAGCCUUGGUAUCGUAUCAUUGACACAAAUUUGGGGCCACCAGAUGACAUCUGCGAAAAUGAGGCUUCUGCAGUCAGGAUCAGCUCACACUCCUAUGUCAUGCAGCCAUACAGUUGCAUUGUCCUGAAGACCUUCUCGGACAAAUUGCAUGUGUCCAUCAAGGAAUAUGCAAAGAGUGACGCGGAGUAUGGUGCCGAUCAGGACUUAAACCGACAUAUGAAAGAGAUCAUCAAGAGGCGCAUGUCUUUGGAGUUCACAUCCAGCGUGGCUGCUCCUUCGCUAGAAGACAUUGGUCGGCGACGAAGCAAUGAAGCCAUGGAGCGGAUGCAGUCCAUGGUGCGAAUGCGAUCGCUGAUGUCAGGUGCCUUCCUGGAUGCAUUGGAUGAAGGGGAAGGAAAUGAAGAAAAGGAUUUUUCGUUUUCCCCUUCGCCUCGCGAGGCGAAAGCACCGACUCCUGUGAGUAAGUCACCAAGGGCAGAGCCAAGAGCUGCCUUGCCAGGAAAGCCAGUGACAGGACAGACAUUGUACACUGGAGCCUUGCCAGGGAAGCCAGUGACAGGAGAUCAAGGGAUCCAGGUGAUAUCCCAGAACUUGGGUGACAAACGGGUGGAGGCCCUGCUCCAUCCGACUCCUGGUGGAGGCAGUGUGCUUGAAGUUAUGGCAAGAGGCUUUGGAGGUGAGCUGAUCUUUCAUUGGGGUGUGAUUCAGAGUCCAGGAGCAGGUUGGUCAAAUCCACCCGAGGAGGUCCAGAAUGGCAGCUGGCCGACAAAGACAAAGACCUUCCCUGGUGCCAACCAAACACACUUCAGCGAAGAGGAAACUGAUGGGUUCAGGCGUGUCCUGAUCAGCUUCCCCAGCAAGUUCAAGCUAAGAGCUGUGAAGUUCGUUCUCCAUCAACCUCCGAAAGGGUGGCACAAGCCAGGCAAUUCCGACUUUUGCGCAGAGUGGCCGCAGGACGAGUCCCUUUUCAAGGCCCGUUGA
This is a messenger RNA of Durusdinium trenchii, 2643 nucleotides long. Lineage: Eukaryota; Dinophyceae; Suessiales; Symbiodiniaceae. The record is from the annotation of a GenBank genome assembly.